Molecule: messenger RNA, 14745 nt
Organism: Anolis carolinensis (green anole)
Lineage: Eukaryota; Metazoa; Chordata; Lepidosauria; Squamata; Anolidae
Gene: rab4a
Product: RAB4A, member RAS oncogene family
Exons: 8
Coding region: 211-867 (218 amino acids)
Biological process (GO): vesicle-mediated transport; Rab protein signal transduction; regulation of endocytosis
Cellular component (GO): postsynaptic recycling endosome; insulin-responsive compartment; plasma membrane
Molecular function (GO): GTPase activity; GTP binding
Source: RefSeq, a predicted model, not a curated record
GGGGCCAAGCGGGAGGAGCUGCGUGCGCAGGCGCAAGAGCGGCUCCUCCUCGCGCUGCUGCUCGAGGCGGUCUUCUGCUCCUUCUCCUCGCCAGGCUCCCUUUCUUUCUGCCCCCCGCUUCCCUCGUCGCGCGAAGCUUCUGGGGGUGCCCUGGGGCCGUGGCUGAGGCGCCCGAAGGCCCUGCUUGCCCGCCUCCUUCUCGCGCCCAAGAUGUCGCAGACAGCCAUGUCCGAGACUUACGAUUUCCUGUUUAAGUUUUUGGUAAUUGGAAAUGCUGGAACAGGAAAAUCUUGUUUGCUUCAUCAGUUUAUUGAAAAGAAAUUUAAAGAUGACUCAAAUCAUACCAUAGGAGUUGAGUUUGGUUCGAAAAUCAUAAAUGUAGGGGGCAAAUACGUAAAACUACAAAUAUGGGAUACAGCUGGACAAGAACGAUUCAGGUCUGUAACACGAAGCUAUUACAGAGGUGCUGCAGGUGCUUUGCUUGUUUAUGACAUUACCAGUCGAGAAACCUACAAUGCUCUUACUAAUUGGCUGACUGAUGCAAGAAUGCUGGCAAGUCAAAAUAUAGUAAUAAUACUGUGUGGGAAUAAAAAAGAUCUUGAUGGAGAUCGGGAAGUCACUUUCUUGGAAGCAUCUAGGUUUGCUCAAGAAAAUGAGCUGAUGUUCUUGGAAACAAGUGCAUUGACAGGGGAGAAUGUUGAAGAGGCCUUUGUACAGUGUGCAAGAAAAAUACUUAAUAAAAUUGAGUCAGGAGAACUGGAUCCAGAAAGGAUGGGCUCAGGUAUUCAGUAUGGAGAUGCUGCCUUGAGACAGCUGAGAUCUCCACGAAGAGCACAAGCCCAGAGUGUUCAAGAAUGUGGUUGUUAGAAGCAGAGAACAAAUGAAGCAUUUGCCUUAAGGAAAAGGCUGUCUUUGCAAAUGAUGUUUCAUUAAACAACUGCCAUGGCUUCAAGGCUCUACAAUUUUAGAACUUCUUUUUGAUUCAACCAAGCAGACUACGUAUGGUAUUUUUUAAAAAUAAAAAAGUACUGUGGAAUGGUUUCCAGAAGUGUGCACUUGAUGUAAGAAGACUGCAGAAAAGAAAAUCUGAUAAUUCAGUGGACAAUACUGAAAUGCCUGUAUGUAAACGUUUUCUGUUACAUCUUUUUGUUAUUUCUGUAUUCUGUGUAUAUAAAAUGUCACCAUUAAAUUUCCAAAGCAUGAUAUACUGACAUAAUAUUGCACUAACAGUUGUUUGUUUGUUUUUUUUUUUAAACUAAAAUUUUAACUUUGAUAGGCACUAUCAUGUUUUUUGGUUUUUUUUGUACAAUGGCUUCUAUUUAUGAGUUGACAUUGAAAGCUACUGGCAUUGAUUGUCAGUGUUGUAUUUGCCACAUUUUACAAGGUGCUUACAUGAUUUAUGUUUUGAAAACGGUUAGGUCAAAUUUAUCUUGAAAAGAUAGUUUUUUAAAAUUGAAACAUAGCUGUCCUUAAACAUAUUUCAGUCAUUUUGUCAAGCAUAGGCUACAAAAUACAGUUGUGAACUCUGAGAGCUUACUGCUGUCGGAUAUUGCCUUGGAAAAUUUUUAUUUUCUACAUUCUAGAUUGUAUCUCAGACAGUGCGCUUUGGGUAAAAGGUAAUGCAUUCUUGUUUUGCUGUUCUGUAGCUGUAUUUGAAAUUGUCAAUCACUAUUAUGAUUUUUUUUUUAAAUUAAAACUUCUAUAUAUAAGACUCUUUUCAGGUUAUAUACUUCUCUGUAAAAAGAAGCAACUUAUGAAAACUAGCUCACAUGCAUUGAAGAGGACAGUUUCUCAUUCUACUGAGUUAAAAAGUGUAUUCAACUUUCCAUACUCUGUAAUCUAGAAAAACUGUUCUUUAAAUGACAGCUAUUUGUCUAGGAAAUGGACUCAAACUGGCACACUCUUUCCAUGCCACUGUGAAAGGAAAGCCACUCUCUGCUUCCAUUAUGUCUAAUAAGAUAAUUAUGAAUCAUAUAGACCUACCUGGAAAUAUGAAGUCUUGUUUUUGGUAAAGUAGUUAUAUGUGUGGAAUAAAAUGAUCUCUUACAUGUAUUUCUGUCAUCUUAAAAAUUCUGAAGGUGACCAUUUGUAGUGUGAGUCAACUGAUGGUCAUAAUAUAGGGAAACAUGGUACCUGCAUAUGGGAUCUCAGAGCUGGGAGUGGUACUUCUGAUUAUUGAGCUGCUGCUUUGGUGCCUUGAUCUUAAGUUGAAAACAUCUUGUAUGUUUAAAUUCCUGUAUUGAUACAGGUUUUUGGCUGGUUCUAUUUAGAAGGAGUAUGAAGUUUUGUAUGACUGUCAACUAAGAAUUUCAUCAGCCCAGGGCUAAGGUAGAGAAGAUAAUCCCUAGCUAGGAUACGUUUAUCAAUCACUAAGUAUAUAGUUAUCCAAAAUGGGAACUGUGAAUUUGAUUAGAAUUUGUUUUUCCAAACAAAAUUAUUGUCCAUCUCUAUUUCUAAGGUUGUUUCCUUCCCUUUAGAAUUAAAAAGGAAGAGAUUCAGGGAAGGCAAUGAAUGAGUUGGUCAUUAUUUCUUUAACAGUGCUGUUUCUUAACCAAAUAAUGUCAUUAAUGGCAGUUUAAUAAGGUAAAGGUUUCCCCUGAUGUUAAGUCCAGUCAUGUCUGACUCUGGGGGUUGGUGCUCAUCUCCAUUUCUAAGCCGAAGAGCCAGCGUUGUCCGUAGACAACGGACAUGACUGCAUGGAGCGCUGUUACCUUCCCGCUGGAAUGGUACCUAUUGAUCUACUCACAUUGGCAUGUUUUCAAACUGCUAGGUUGGCAGAAGCUGGAGCUAACAGUGGCCACUCCCAGGGUUUGAACCUGGAACCUUUUGGUCUGCAAGUUCAGCAGCUCAGUGCUUUAACACACUUUGCCACCGGGGCAGUUUAAUAGCAAUCAAUUAAUCUGAAGACACAAUAAUCGUCUGAAAAUACAAAAAUAACCAAAUAUACUACAGAGAGCAGAACUUCCAUAAAAGUUCUAGCAGUCAUAUGCCAAAUUAAGUUACAUAAAAAAAGCCAACCAGAUGCCAAAGUUGUGUUGUACCAGAGUGGAAUUUGGCAUCUUUGAAGACAAAAGCUGCACCAGUCUCAUCUCUUAGAUAAGAGAUCUGUAGUUGAGACAGAAUUACAGUAUGCCCAAAUUACUUACUGUUCACUGGUAGAGAGACACCUAGAGUAGGAAGAUUCAUGGUUACCUGUGCUGUUAUAAAGGAGCAGAACAUUCUUCAAGCUUAAUGUUUUCUGGUUGUAUUUCGGCAAUUACACAUUAAGAGAGAAGUCAUUUUUAUCUUUCACAGUGUUGAAAGUUUAACAUUAACAUGAUUGGAAUGAACUGAUUGAAUAAGCUGCAAACAGAUUGUUCAUUAGAAGAGAAAAUGUGCAUUUGAUUGGUCUGAGAUCAAUGAAAGCCUUCAUUGUAAGUGGAAAAUUCAUUGCAAAAUUAAUAUGGAAUGCACUACAGUGUUGUAAUUAAUGAAUACUGGAUUGGGGAUUCCAGUUUAAAGGAAAGCAAUUAAAUUAUUAGUGGCUAGCAUGCUAUCUCUAUUGUUGUGUAUUUGGUACACUGCAUGGAUGUAUAAGGUAUACAGCAUAGAUAUUUUGUGAUAAAUAGGAAUUGAUUUCAGGGAAUAUUCUAUGUGUGACAUUUUUAUAGUGUACUUUCUAUUGCUGCAUCUAUUCAUAUCAAAAACAAUUCCAAAGAAGCUUGGAGGGCACGCAUUCGUCUAAGACUCUGCUCCUAAAUAGUGUUUUCAGUAUAAGUGGAAAAGCUCCAUUUACUCCUCCCAUUCCUCAGUUUUUAAUACUUAUAAAUUUCAUAUAACUGUCUUUAAACUGAAGGAAAUUAAAAAGGUGGUGUCAUGCUACUCUUAAUUUAGAAGAAAUUACAGUAGAGUCUCACUUAUCCAACACUCGCUUAUCCAACGUUCUGGAUUAUCCAACACGUUUUUGUAGUCAAUGUUUUCAAUACAUCGUGAUAUUUUGGUGCUAAAUUCAUAAAUACAGUAAUUACUACAUAGCAUUACUGCGUAUUGAACUACUUUUCUGUCAAAUUCGUUGUAUAACAUGAUGUUUUGGUGCUUAAUUUGUAAAAUCAUAACUUAUUUUGAUGUUUAAUAGGCUUUUCCUUAAUCCCUCCUUAUUAUCCAACAUAUUCACUUAUCCAACAUUCUGCCGGCCCGUUUAUGUUGGAUGAGUGAGACUCUACUGUAGUAGCUUAGUAUUUUUAAAAAAGGAUACCAUAGUGCAGUUGUCCUAGACCAAGCAUGAGCAAACUUCAGCCCUCCAGGUGUUCUGGACUUCAACACCCACAAUUCCUAACAGCCCAGUAGACUGUUUAGGAAUUUUGUGGGCAUUGAAGUCCAGAACACUUGGAGGGCUGAAGUUUGUCCAUAAAUGUCCUAGACCAUGUGGGUACUUUUACUUUUGUUCUGUAACAUAUUCUUCUCACCUUCUGCUACAAUAUUACUUCCUAUGAGAGAUGAUGCAGGGUGAAGAGUAUGUUCUCACUUAGUCUUAAAACAUGGUGUGUACUAAGAAGCUAAAGCCAUGCAAUGCCAAGCAAAUGAGGGGUAGUGAAAGCAGAUCAACAUAGAUUUCAAAUGCUACUGCACAGAAACUAGCCUGCUUUUCUUUUUCUAGUACUCUGUUGGGCUGGAGAACUCAGGACAUCUUGCCUUAAUGCCUAUAUAGAUAGGAUUUGGUUAUGUGCAUUACUUCUGAGAGAGUCCCGUUUCCUCUGCUUUUCCCCUCCUUUACUUUAGUACAAAAGUAUCUCUUAUUAGUCUUCCUCCCCCACUAUUAAGAAAUGGCUGCUCACUAAUUGUGUAAUUUUGACCCAAAAGAACAUCUUAACUGGUAUUAAAAGAAAAGACAUUUUAAAAACUAUGAUUUUUUCCAAACCUGACAUGCAAUGGCCAAAAUACUUUUGGUGUAUUAAACUAGAUAGUGGCAGCAGGAGAGAGAAUGCUGUGAAUGUGGACUCUGCAAAGGAGAAGAGGCAUUGGAAAAAUGGACUCUUAGGAACCAACAGAUUUGACUGGCUUUCUUCACAAUCUGUGUAUAGCCCUGGAAAAAGGACAGCUGCUUCCAUAGUGGACCAACACAAUUCUGAUCUAAGAUUACAGUUCCAUAUGGCGUAUCUGGAUGUAAUGCCAUCUUGAUCACCAGAGCAUUAAUCCUGUAUCAAUGUAUGUAGCAGUGGUUUUCAACCUUUGGUCCUCCAGUCUUGUUUGGGGGCUUGUGGGAUCCUGACUCCUAGAAUCCCUGGGUAUUGGCUAUGUUUGUUGGGACUUUUGAUAGUUAAAAGCCAAAAUAUCUGAAGAACUGUAGAUCCCGAAACAUAGAAUUGUACUAUAAGGACGGGAAAACCUGCUUAUUAUAUCUGCACACAAUUCUUACAUAUUCUCUGAAAUUCAUGUAUAUGCAAGGAUGGAAAGAACCUGCAUGGGGAAUUUUGGUAUGAAGAUUGUUUGUGCCUGACCCAUUUGUUUCCCUAAAAAAAAUUAGACUUUGUAGAGCUUGGCUUGGGAGCUAGUUGAAGAAAGCCGGAAAUGAAACAUUUCCUGAAAAUGCCUCCAUUUCAUUUUUUGUAGGGGAAACAUGGGAUUGGGACCUCUGUGCUUCCCUUGCAGGAUAUAAUUCCAUCCUCAGGGCUUGUAAAACAGCAGCUGCAGUCCAGCAUACUGUUCCUACAUGCACUGUCAGUUUGGGUGCAAUUCAAGUGUGCUAAACAGCUGUCUUUGUUCAAUACCCGUAGCAAAAGCAGAAUUAUUGAGUCACAAGACAGUAUGUAUUUGUUUUUUAGGUUUUAACUAUUUAUAAAAAUAAAAAGUGUAUUUGCAUAGUAUUGGAAUUCAUUAACACCCUUAAAAAGCAUGGUUUCUUUACUGUAAAGUUUUUAUUAUGCUGCCUAAUGUCACCCAAGGAAUGUUAUUGAAAGUAAUGAAAUAAAAGGUUUUCUGUAAAUGUACUAUAUGUACGUUUCUUUUCAGCCAUACAGCAGAUCUAUGGAGAGUUUGGAUGGUGGCUUAUUUACUGAUUGAUCAGCCUUUUCCUACAGUGAUCCUUUCAAAAACAGCAUCUCCUCUGUGUAAUGCAUACAUUCAUAUUUUCUGAAUGAAAGCUGUCACUCUUUCAAACCACACUUCUGUGUAAGACAGUCCCUCUGAACCUAAAACUGAAAAAACUACAGUGAGGAAAAAGUAUUUAGUCAGAUACCAAUUGUACAAGUUCUCCCACUUAAAAAGAUGAGAGAGGCCUGUAAUUGACAUCAUUGGUAGACCUCAACUAUGAGAAACAACAUGAGAAAACACAUCCAGAAAAUCACAUUGUCUGAUUUUUCAUGAAUUUAUUUGCAAAUUAUGGUGGAAAAUAAGUAUUUGGUCCAUAACAAAAGUCCAUCUCAAUACUUUGUUAUAUAUUCUUUAUUGGCAAUUACAGAGGUCAAACGUUUUCUGUAAAUCCUCACAAGGUUGGCACACACUGUUACUGGUAUGUUGGCCCAUUCCUCCAUGCAGAUCUCAAGAGCAGUGAUGUUUUGGGGCUGUCGCUGGGCAACAUGGACUUUCAACUCUCUCCAACAGUUUCCAUAGGGUUGACAUCUGGAGACUGGCUAGGCCACUCCAGGACCUUGAAAUGCUUCUUACGAAGCCACUCCUUCGUUGCCCUGGCAGUGUGCUUGGGAUCACUGUCAUUCUGAAAGACCCAGCCACGUUUCAUCUUCAGUGCCCUUGCUGAUAGAAGGAGGUUUGCACUCAGAAUCUCACGAUACAUGGGUCCCAUUCUUUCUUUCAUGUAUACGGAUCAGUCGCCCUGAUCCCUUUGCAGAGAAACAGCCCCAAAGCAUGAUGUUGCCACCCCCAUGCUUCACAGUAGGUAUAGUGUUCUUUGGAUGCAACUCAGCAUUCUUUCUCCUCCAAACGCCACGAGUUGUGUUUCUGCCAAACAGUUCAUAUGGUUUCUUCUGGCCAUAUGACAUUCUCCCAAUACUCUUCUGGAUCAUCCAAAUGCUCUCUAGUAAACUUCAGUCGGGCCCAGACAUGUACUGGCUUAAGCAGGGGGACACGUCUGGCAUUGCAGGAUCUGAGUCUCUGGCAGCGUAGUGUGUUAUUCAUGGUAGCCCUUGUUACAUUGGUCCCAGCUCUCUGCAGAUCAUUCACCAAAUCCCCCAUGUGGUUCUGGGAUUUUUGCUCACCGUUCUUGUGAUCAUUUUGACCCCAUAGGGUGAUAUCUUACGUGAAGCCCCAGAUCAAGGGAGAUUAUCUUGUAUCUCUUCCAUUUUCUAAUUAUUGCUCCCACAGUUGAUUUCUUCACACCAAGCUGCUUGCCUAUUGCAGAUUCAGUCUUCCCAGUCUAGUGCAGGGCUACAAUUUUGUUUCUGGUGUCUUUCGACAGCUCUUUGGUCUUCACCAUAGUGGAGUUUGGAGUGUGACUGCUUGAGGUUGUGAACAGGUGUCUUCUAUACUUAUAACAAGUUCAAAUAGGUGCCAUUACUACAGGUAAUUGAGGACAGAGGAGUCUCUUAAAGAAGAAGUUAUAGGUCUGUGAGACCCAGAAAUCUUGCUUGUUUGUAGGUGACCAAAUACUUAUUUUUCACCAUAAUUUGCAAAUAAAUUCGUGAAAAAUCAGACAAUGUGAUUUUCUGGAUGUGUUUUCUCAUGUUGUCUCUCAUAGUUGAGGUCUACCUAUGAUGUCAAUUACAGGCCUCUCUCAUCUUUUUAAGUGGGAGAACUUGUACAAUUGGUAUCUAUCUGACUAAAUACUUUUUUCCCCACUGUAUUUGUCACACACAGUAAAUGGACAAACACUUACAUUGUAUGUUGCUGAACUAAAGUAAUUUAGAACUUUUGACUGUAAUGAAUAUAAACACGACUUCUGAGUGUGUGGAUGCUAUAAUUUAAGCCUUUCACUUUGAGGAUGUUGAAGGUUUUCCUGGUAGUGAAUGUUUUACAAAAGCUAUAGUCCCAUUUAGGUUAUUUCAGUAUGGUAGUAGAUUUUCAUUGUCUUACUGAUUAAUCCUGUAUCUGUUUAGAAUACAUUUUGUCUCUCAAUAUGAAGAUGAGCAAAUUCUCUUCUGUAAAAAAAUUGAGAAGUUAUCUCACUUCUAUAAGAAAUGCAAAAAAGGAUGGUUAUUGAGUGCUUUUUAGUACUGUAGCACACUUUGGUAAACAAAAGCAAAUAGACCUCUAAGACCUCUUUGAUAUGGUCACUUCAAAGUAAAGAUCAUUGAGUUAUGAAAAUAUGACUCAUGAACAGUAUUUUAAUCAUAGGUAAUAAAGCCUUGGGGCAAUAUUAUUUGCUUUGAUCUGCCAUUUUAAAAAAGAAGCAUCAACAAGUUACUCAUCAACUAGUUUUUAAUCUGCAAUCUCUAGCCUAACUCCUUCCACUGUGUUGAAAAUCUCCUUUAUAAAAUAACAGAAUAAAAAUCAGAAUAUAAACCUGCUGUUAGAAUUUGGUUUGCUGAAUUGCACAACAAUAUAUAUUCAAGGUAGAUUAAUUUGGACUAUAUUGGUGUGUGAUGUUUACCCAUUCUGAAUUCAUAUCUCUUCCACAUUGCCUUAAGGUUGCAAUUUUCAUUGGCAUUGAUGCAUGUUAACUCAGAAGUCUUGAAAUUUUGUUGAAACAUUGGCAGAUUAUGUGGUAAUCACUUUAAAUGCCAGUAUAUGCUUACUUCAGUUUCCUACCUUAAUUAUACAUCUAAGUAGAUUGGUAUGAAAGCUUAUGCUACUAACUUCGUUGUCUGUGUAUCUAAAGUCGUAUAUGAUCUCAUAAGUAUGUAUGUCUUCCCUUUACAUAAUAAUCAUAAAAUUACAUAAUAAAUUGGAAACUAUUUUUUACUGUUCUGAACAUAUAGACAACUUCAUCGCUUGUCUGUACAGUACAUUAUUAUAGGAAAGUUCUCGGGCCUUGAUAUAACUGUUGAUAAUUGAGUGCCACUGCCUAAGCAAUCUAUAUAUAUAUAUAUAUAUAUAUAUAUAUAUAUAUAUAUAUAUAUCUUAGAUGCAAUUAGAUCUGGGCUUUCAGUUGAUGCCUAAACAUAAUAGAACAUCUUGUAUUCAUCAAACCACUUUUCUGAAAAAAAUAUAUCAAGCAUUAUUUUGGUGUCCAUACAAAUGGGUAUUGCACCUAUACAGACUCACCAAAAGUAAUAUUAUAUUGCUGAGUAUAGGUUGGUAAAUAUUGUGAUUUUUUUUCGUCUUCAUUGUUCCACUGAAAAAACUGCUUUUAAAAUUAUUUACAAAUGACCCGGACUGUGUCUUGACUAUACACUUAUAAACACUUAAUACCAUUUUAAAUUUUCCAUCCUGUAGAAUCACAGGAUUUGUAGUUAAGUUAGAUAUUAAGAGGAAUUCAACUAUGCUCUACAUUAGAAAGCAGCACUUCUGGUGGGAAAUGGAUAGAGCAGUAGAUAGGGUUUAGAAAGUUGGUAGGGAAGCCCAUCCCUGACUCACCCUCUCUCUCCAUCUGUCUUGCCCCGAUCUUCAGGGCAACUCACCGUACUCAAGUUUCCAGCCCCCUUCCUGGAAUUUUCUGUUUCUGGACAGAACCUGUAUUGUUUCCUUUCCUAAUAGUUAUGUAGUUCUUUUGAAUAAAGCUUUUUAAACUUCAACUGCUGGCCUAGUUCCUUAAGUGUGAUAUCUCAUGGUUCCUCCUAAUGCACUACUAUACUCUGCUAACUGCACAGCAAAGUGGACUAGCAAUCUGUAGAAAGGAAUGCUAGGUCCCUCUAAAUUCCAGGAUCCAAAUAGCUAGGGCCAUUAUAAUAUCAAACUAUUAUAACUAUGCCGGGUAGAUUCACUCCUGGAAUCAAGCGGGGAGUAGUGAGUGGCAAAGUUUUCCCUUGAGAGAAAUUAUCUUGUUCAACAAGAACAAAAAUAGAUUAAUAAAAUCCAAUAGAAUUUCUAUAAACAGGAGUUGAAGUGACAAAUGAAAUUCUAAGGAAAUGUAGUGAUUUCCACUUUUAUGUAUAAACUAACAGCUGAUAGUGACUGACAGAAAGGGAUCUGUAUAUUAUUAUUAUUAUUAUUAUUAUUAUUAUUAUUAUUAUUAUUAUUAUUAUUAUUAACAGUAUUUAUAUCCUGCUCUUCUCACCCCAAAGGGGACUUAGAGCAGCCUUAUAGAUGGGCAGCAAUUUAAUGCCAUAGACAAACAUAUAAUAAAAUUAAGAUAUACAUUAAAUCCCAAGAUAUUAAAACACAAUUUAAAACCAAUUAUUAAAAUCACAUCAUCCAAAAUAAUGAUCCAGGGCCAUUCCAUUUGUCAUUUCGCUAUUCUGAAUUCUCUUAUUGCACUAAAACUUAUUAUCCAAAAGAUUGGUCCCACAACCACAUUUUUACUUUCUUCCUGAAGGUCAGGAGGGUGGGGGCUGCUCUAAUUUCACUAGGGAUGUUAUACAUCGCUGAAUGGUUGAAAAAAAGUACCGUAUUCUAACAAAAACAUUUUUCACAAAGCUUUGGUGGUUUAUAUCAAUGACAUGGGUUGCGGUAUUUUUUCUACUUAGUAUUUCAGUUUUAUUUUAUUGACAGGCGGUUGAGACAUUCCAGUGCCCUAAACAAAAUUUGAUCCAAUUUAGCCUGGAGAAUUAUAAUUCCUAAUCAAUCGUUCCAUUUUGAAAAUUCUCAAGAAAACCACCAUACUCUCCCAAUACUAUUUUGAAUUAGUAGUUUCUAACUGGUUUGCAAUAUUAGCUAAGAAGCUUCCCAGUAUUAACUUCUUAGCUGUAAGACCGCCUUUAUGUUACAGAAUUUUAUCAUAGGUAAAUUAGUUGCCACCAUCCUGAAAUAGAAACCAUGCAAUGUCAGCCUGAUAGCGGGGGAUGCAAUUGCCACUGAAAAGGAGCACUAAGUAGAUAUUUUUGAUUUCCAUCUGGCAACAAUUCAACAUUAGUUUCUGAGGUGUUCUGCAUCAUUUCCUUCAAUGUGGCAAUUCAGUAAUGUCUUCAGCUAGCUGAGAAUCAUGAGACAUACACACAACACAGUACAUCCCAAUUAGAUAUCUGAGACUUGUGAAGAAUUUGUUUUCAAAUCAAUUUUAUUCACAUAUAUAAAGUCAUGGCCAGUACAAUUAAAUCGAAAGAACACAAAACAUAUAAAAAAACAAAUGCUAUUUAAAAACACAUUCUAAGUCACAUAUUGCUUCAAGCUUCAUUUUUCCAAGCUUUUCUCUAAAGUGAUUUCAGUGCUCCUGACAGUGAAGUGAGGCAGCUUCCCUUUAUCUCUGACCUUCCCUAACCCUUUUCUUUAUAGGGAUUACAUAAAGGAGCAGAGACUAACUGAAUAUAUGGCUUUACAAUGCCACGUAUCUCCACUUGCUAGUAAGGACUUGAGCCUAAAAUAGGCACACGUGAAAGAUUUUAUCCAGUUUGGUCUGGUCACUACCCCACUAUUCUUUGGGUUUAGCUUUAUUUGUUUGCUUUUUCAAAAUAGCACACCAAUAUAUCAGUCCAACUAAUUCAUGGACAAAUAAGUUAAAAAAGGUUGGUAUGCUGAUAGUUAAUAGCUAAUAUGGUGACAAUCUAACCCAAAUUACAUUUACAUUGAUUGAAAAGGGAAAUGGUAACUAAUAAGUUUAUUAUAUUGCCUUAUAGAAUUACAUUAAAUGCAAGACUAAAGGUCUUACCAACCUGAAGCUGAAACAUGCCACCUGUUUUUCACACAUACCCCAUGUCAGUCUUCUGAGCUUGAGAAAAAAAGGAAAGGGGUAUGUUAAUUUUUGAAAACCAAAAUGUCUUAUCCACCCCCAGCAAACCAAUUUUCUUGCUUUUUCUCUUUUAAAAUCUCAUAUUCUAUAUCCCCCUUAGUUUACUGCUUCUCACGUGAAUUCCUAUAAAAAUGGAUUCCAACUUAAAUCCAGUUUAAGUUCUUUGUUUAGCUUAUCAAAUGUAGUCAAUAUUUUUUUUGUUAGAAAAUUUUCAAUUUAAUUUGUUCAAAUGGCGCUUCUCUAAGCUAAUCCUAAACCACAACCUGAUGUAUUUUUGAGAUGUAGACAUAAACAUGUACUCUAUUAACAUAUUUCUGAGUAAGCAUUUACAUGAUGUACCUUAGCGUAGCAUAUGCCAGAUCAAAAAUGCUUAUUUCAUUUACAUGUGGAAGCACUGAGAUGAUGGCUGGUGUGCAAUACUAUAGUUUGUAAUCUAGAUUUAUAGAUUUGUAACUGGUCUGUUUUCAAUAAGAUGGUACAGUAUUACUCUAAACCUACAUAACCUCAACCCACCUUGAGAGCUAGCAGGAGGGAGUGGGAAAAGAAGGUCCAUUCAGCUUCCAAUCCAAAUGCAAGGAGGAAGAGAAUCUUGUUGCAAAUUCUUUUCAGGGCUACAUUCCCUGAUGAGAGAGAAAUGGAAAACCUCCUUCUCCUAACUGGAAGUUGGAUGGACCUCCUUUGCCUGAUCCAUCUUCUAGGUCUUAAGGUGGACAGGCAGAGUUGUGUCAGGAUACAUUGCAGAUGUAACUAAGUAGCUAAUAAAGGCUAUAGGCACACCCUUUUUGCCAGUCUGGUAUAUAGAUUUGAGUACAUCUCAGUAGAUUCAAGUCAAUUUUCCUAUUGCUUAAGAUCAGUCAUUUCUCAAGAAAUAAGACAAGUGCCCCUGCAGAGGCAUGAUAGCUAAAAGGGGCAGAAACCACCAGGAUGUAAAUGAAUUCAAUUGUUUGAAUCAGAAACAUUUUUGUCAACCAGGUUAAUUCUGUAAUGUAUGUGCCACCCAUAGGAGGCAAGGAACAAAUGGCCUGGUGAUGUUGCUUUACCACCCUGCUAGUCAAAUUUAAAAUACUACAGUACAUUUAAGAGAUGCUCUUUUAAAAUCUUCUGAUGCACUACAGCUGUGUAAUUACCCACAGAAGAUAUAGCUGCCAAUAGGGUGAUAAGUUAGAAACAUCUCUAAAGUUUUUAAAAAACACACACAAAGUCAAGAAACAAAAAUCUCUGUAUAAACCACAAUCAGCAGGCACUAUUGCCCUAUAACUGCAGUAUUUAGGAAAGAGAAAUGAGAGCUUUCACAUAUGAUAGCUGCUAAAGGUUAUUGACUUGUGCUGUGAAGAACAUGUGGCAAUACAAACACAGAGAAGCAUGUUUUGGUAUUGCAUAAUAUUAUCUUACAGUUUCACAUCAUAUAUUUAUAUUACAAAAUAUAGGUCAGGUUGGAAAAGAAAGUGAGCUCUUUUUAACUGCACUGGAAUUGACAAUGUCCUUGAUACCUAUGAGUGUUUCAUGCAUUUUAUAGCUGAAGGAUGUACUGAUCUAAAUUUAGUGAAAACAGAAGAGGCACAAACAUAAUACAAAUUUCCUGAAGAUGUGGUAAGGUUUGAGGAUGACUACAAAACAAUCUCUAUUUCAUGAUAGUAUCCUUAUUUUAAAUUACAUUAGGUCAGAAGUAUUUCCUCUGUAUGGGAGAAAACCUGACUCAAGACAGAUCUUUUGUCAUCUUUUGAAAACACCGCCCUUUGCUACACAAGCAACAGAACUCAUGCCUGAACAUCAGAUGGAUUGAUGUACCCUCAUGAUAAAGCGAUGUAAAUGUUAAUCAUUUUGUAAAUUGAAGGUAAGAAAUACUGGAAUAAUCAAACAAAACAAGGAACUACAAUUCCAACAAAAAACCCAAGGAAAUGCCUCCAAGGUUUGAAGGAGAGCAGAAAGCUGAAAUAAGUACCGAAGUCACAUGCCAAAAACUAGCAAAGAAACCAAGUUUCUGGCAAAUCAGAACUUAAUCCUACAUAACAUUGUUUUAUUUUUAAAUGAAAUACAUUUGAAGCAUGAAUAAUAAAACUAAACUGCCCCAUUACGUUUCUUAUUACUGAAGCCACCAGAUCAUGAGAUUUCAGGAAACAACUAUAGCCAAAAAAAAGUUGUUUUAAGCCCCUUGAAGACUUACCUAUUUAGAGCAUGAAAUUAAACAUGACAUGGAGUCUCGUAAUAUGUGGCAUAAGCUCCAAGCUGUCACUGUUAUCAUGAUUACCAAUGGCUUCAUCCUUACAUUUACACACACUUAUUCAGAAAAAAGGGGUAUGUUACACAUUUUAAAAGUACAGGAAAAUCUGCAGUCAACCUGAGUACUGAAUAUAUCUUGUGGAAUGCACACUAGUUUAAUCAGACAGUUAGAAGAGUCCCAAUUCAGAGUACUAACAGUACAACUAAAAUUUCACUAUUGCAGAAGCUUACCUAACAAAACUGUUUACAAAACAUUUCAGUCCACCUAGAUGAAAUGUUACAUCACCACCUCCGCCCAAAAGAAAGAAAAAGAAUGACAUACCAGUUUGGUAAUCAAGUCCAUGAUACUUACCACAUUACUGAACAGAUCUCCACUAUUAGUUCAUGAUUGUCUAUGUCAUUUGGUACACAACAGCAAAUAAAUACAGUUUUAAAAACAAUCAGAGCACAUCAUUAAUCUAUUGCACCAAAAUCUGAUUCCAGAUGGCCACAAAAUCCAGAAUUGGAAUGUAAACUAAACAUGUCACUGUAAGUUUAGGUUCGGGAGAUUUUUUCGUAGUUCUAAAAUGACUGAUUCCAUGAUUCUAUUAAUCCUAAUAGCUCCAGAUAGUUGUGCAAAAGCUGGCAUAUGUCUCCACAGCUUGUGAUCCGCCAAGCAAAUGCAUGAAAGGAAAUAAUAGGCUCAUUAAAGUUCACCAGUGAAAUCCAUGGAAAGGGAAUAUGUGGCCCUCUGGAUGUUGCACUCAUUACUUACUAUUGACUAUUCCUGAUAGAGCUAAUCUAGGUUCCAGUCCAACAACAUCAAGAGGGCCAUAUAUUCCCCAUUUAUA